UGGUGCGCGCGCGACGCAUCAGUCGGCAAUCCGCCCGGGCGGGCGCCAUACGACCGGAAUCUGCGCGAGCGACAUACAAUUCGCGAUUUAUAAAAAUUUCAGUGAAAUAUAACGCGAAAUCAUAACGUCUAUUGAUACGCAAGCGUAAGAUUCUGUGAACAAAUACGAUUUAAUGAACGAGUCUCGAGUGCAGUGAGCGACAGACCCGCAAAACGAGAGAGCGAUAAGGGGGCACAGACACCCUUCAUAACGAAACGACUCGAGAAAGAAGCUGAACAGACACAGGCUUUAGUCUCUGGAAAAUCGCUCUACGACUGUCAGGCACCAAGUUAUCCUGCACCGCUCUACAUAUCGUCCAAACGAACUUUCUCGAACAACCCCCCCUUUGUGGCCACAGGAGGGGUCUUUAUUUAUAAGGAGAGAUCUCGGACGUGACGUCACGUUCAAGGAUAAAAUUAAAGCGCAUUUCUAACCUAAUAACUCUAACAAAGUGUUGUAAAUAUUUGUGGAAAUUAAUUUUAUAAUAACGACGUUGUAACUAUAAUACUAGUCAUUUCAUCUAGUGUAUUUAUUGUAAAUUUUAUAAAAAUUAAAAAAAAAUUGGGUGGAUCGAUUGUAAAAAGUUUCUUAGCCUACCAAAGAGUUUAAACCGUCCCGUUUCCGCGAUAACAAAGAAACGUUAACCAGAGACAAUGCAGACCCAAAUAGGCGUUGGGGAGUUGCAGAGGAGCUACAGGGUGCAGGACUUUGCCUCCCCUGGAGUUAUCAUGAGGGAGCGAAGUUUUAUACGGCCUCAGUCUCAUCAUAAUAUGCAUCAUAACCAGUUUCCGAGUAAUGGGAAACGACGGAGCAUGAUCUUAACAAAUGCAAAAGGAAAGCCUACACUUGAAAUCUACAGACCACCAGGCGUGCGCACAGACGUUGCUGUCACCAGUGGAGGCAAUUCAGGCAACACACUGACGGCGCCUUCUAACAAGCUAAAUGUCCACGCUAAAGAGUUCACCAUGGCCAAAUCUGCUGACCUGCAUAAUAGGUCAACAGUCGGCAUGGGCUUCACGAGUGUGGGCCUCCAGCACUCGCGUUCGGCGGUGCUGCAUGCACAGGUUCCGCCCCACUACCGGCCCGUGAUGCCGUCGCAUGCCCUACUGGGCAGUGCAUCCAGUGGCAAUGUUCCUCAUACUACGGCUGGUCCUCGAGUCCACUUCAAACUGCAACCCCAGCAGAUUAUCCAGGAGAAGAAGAAGUCUCCACCGUCCUCCCUCAGCAACGGGAACGGAAAGAGUAUUCGUCCGCAGUCGUUUACGCCUGGGCUGAAGCGGUCCAAGUCUUUAACCUCAGCGGACACUUUGGCCAGUGGUAUGGCUGCGUUGGGUCUGGCUGCUGAUGCAGGGGACCUUGGCACCUUCCCGCCAGAGAUACAAGAAUGUAUCGAUAAGGCACUGGAAGAUCCAAACGCGGUGUGUGCCCGAACUCUAAUGGAUGCCGUGGGUCAUCUCGUGAGUCGCGCAGUGGAGUCUCCGCGAUACGCCUUGCCGGCCGCGAGACGCUGCAUUGCUGUCGUUGAACGGGAACAGACUGAGACCUUCUUGGAGUCUCUGCUCAACACGUGCCAGCAGUGGUACCAUGACCGGGAGAAGUUACUAGGAACUAUAGUGGGCGGAGGGCGUCCACGUCUCAUGGCGUUCCUGUCAUUCCUCCUCGAGAUGUACUGUCAGUUGCGUCGACGCGCCAUUCAUCGGCGCGGGGCGAGUGCGCAGCCCGGACAAGUCCUUUUGACACUGAUUUGCAAAUGCUGCGAGGAUUGUAUUCGCCAGCCCGUGCCUUCACCUAGUGAUACUGAGAAUCUCUUCUUCGUGCUCACGUAUAUCGGCCGUGAUUUAGAAACCCAGCUUCCCGGUGACCUGGAGCGUCUCCUAACAGCUGUGCGCGAUGCCUUCAUCAACACAGCUGCAGCGCCCUCUAUCAGACGCACACUACUACAGCUUAUUGAAUUACACGCUUCUCGCUGGCAACUCCCGGGAUGUGCCGUGCUCUAUUAUUAUCCCUCCUCGAAAUAACGGUGCCUAAGGUUAAAAUACAUUUUCCAAAUAUGUUAGUAUUGAAAUUUCAGUUUUUGGCACGUAGCCAUUUUGAAAUGUUGCCGUAAUGAAAAUAUCAAGAUAAAAUUUGACAUGGUAACACUAAAUCAAUUUGUGCCAAAUCAAUUUUUUUUCUACUUUACACCUGUUCUUCCUGAGGUUUGAGGAGGGGUCAGACGACGGUGGCAAGCAUUUCUUUGGUUUGACUAUUGUGAUCUUAGUAGUGUUUCGUUAGUUUUUAGUCAAUACAACUUAAUCAGGCAAAUGUUGCUUUAAGCUCAAGUGCCUUGUUAGUUUGUGCAUUUUCACUACUUUCAAAAUUUCCUUUAUCUUUGAAAGUGUGAAAGUGUUGUAGAUUUAAUAUUGACUAGUUUUAAGGUGAAAUUUAUUUGAGCGAUAUAUGCCUACAAGUAUUACAGUGUACGUAAAGUAGUUAUUGACAAAUUAACGGUGUACACUACUGUACGAACUUCGCAUAGUACUUCGUGCAUUGUAGCCUUUUGUCGUCUCUAACACUAGUACGGUAGGUGUUAACUUUGCUUCAGUACCUACCCUCGCUUUGGUAGUUUGUUUUUAAGGUAUUACCUAUUAUUUGCUGUCAAUAAUACCUAUUAGUCGACGCAUUAUGAAUUGAGACUUCGGGAUAUAAAUCAUUUCUGUCUGUCUCGCACGCACUUACAGGCCUUAUGGAGAGGUGUAGUGAUGUGCUCAUCGAUGGAUACGACGAGGUAUUAAGCGAUAUUUCAAUUUUGAAAACAGGAACUCGUCCCGAGCUUAAGCGUUGGUGGCACCAUUUAAUUUAUUCGUUAGAAAAUAAAUUCUCCAUUGUGCGUAUUGGGUAACGAGGCGUUAGUAAUGUAAUGAGUGUCAUAAUAAAUCUUAUAUUUAUAGAAAACUCAUAAGCCUUACUCGUAACGACCAAUCAGGAUUCUUAGUGCAACGAGUUACAUUGCGUGCUCAUUCCUAUAGAUUAAAAUGCGUCGACUAUAGCAUAAUAAAAUAGCAAAAUAACUUGGGGAGCGUUCAAGUAUUACGUUUGGAGAUUCUUGACCCCCCCCCGCGCGUUACUAGUAUGUAACGCUCCGUUUUUCUGUACUGUAAUAGAAAACGUUUCGUUACCACCCAGUGACUCAUUAAACCUACAAGUUUCCAUUUAUGUGGUCUAAAAUAUCGGAAAAUCGAAAAUAAUCAACUCCCCCCCACCCCAUUUUCGUUACUUAAUACUUGAACGCUCCCAUAUAUGACUGAGUCUCAGCAGAAAGCCCGUGCGAUGUGAAGUUGUAUCUGAUGUCUUAUUUCUUCUAACCAAAGACUGUAUCCACUCUUUUCAAGUUUUACUGUUUGAUUGUGUAAGCUGGACCAAAUUGACGUUAAACAAAAAUAAUGUAGAAAUAUAAAAUAAUUUGUAAUUUUUAAAUGUUUGUCUAACUCAACACUUUAUUCCCAGACGUAAUGUAAGCCUGAACGUAAUGUUUAGUUUUUGAAUGUGUGAUCAAAUUACAACAAUAUAGUUAUUUUUUAAGAAUUAACAGAGACGAUGUCUUGUUGCAUAUUAGCAAUUUUAUGUUGCGAUAAUUUUAUAUGAAAAUGAUAAAAGAACAAAAAAAGGUGCUAACAGAUUAUUGGUGUAUUUUAAUUUAGUUAUCGUAUCGGAUACGGGCAAUAACAAUAUACUUUCGUUACAAUAGUUAUUGUAAUACUGUAUUUACACAAAAUAAAGCAUAAAAUUAUAUCCAA
Molecule: messenger RNA, 3815 nt
Organism: Pieris rapae (cabbage white)
Lineage: Eukaryota; Metazoa; Arthropoda; Insecta; Lepidoptera; Pieridae
Exons: 10
Coding region: 693-2057 (454 amino acids)
Biological process (GO): regulation of translational initiation
Cellular component (GO): cytosol
Molecular function (GO): protein binding; translation activator activity; RNA binding
Source: RefSeq, a predicted model, not a curated record